This is a messenger RNA of Neurospora crassa OR74A, 2925 nucleotides long. RefSeq lists its product as hypothetical. The record is from RefSeq and is a predicted model, not a curated record. Bases 1 to 2853 code for a protein of 950 amino acids. The transcript is spliced from 2 exons. NCBI's taxonomy places the organism in Eukaryota, Fungi, Ascomycota, Sordariomycetes, Sordariales, Sordariaceae.
AUGUUGAUCAACGACAGUAGAGGUAUGGUCAUGGGCAAGCGAAAACUGCCUUCGCUCGCAUUACUUCUAGGUCUUGGUGUAGACACUGUUCGAGGAGGCUAUCAUGUAUCUCGAAAUGUCACCGUCAGCAGCAUUCCGGAGGCUCAUAGCCAGAGCACCACAGUCGGUUCAGGUGAAGCAAACAUCUCACCAUCCUCAAUCUCAGCACCGCCAAUAUCGAUAGUGCUGACGGAAUUCAAUCCAUCUUCAAUGGCACCACCGAGGGCUGUAUCGACAACUUUUAUCAUAGUAUCGUCUCCAUCGCUUACAGACCCCAGCGACGGUAUCGGGACUUCUGCCUCUACGCUGGAUUACUCUUCCCGCAUCGACGAAGAAGGAUCCACCAUUACAACCGCCCAGUUGCCCUCUACGUCGGACUUUACUUCAUCAUCAUCCCCAGCUUGGAACUAUGAACCGGUUGAGCAAAAGAGCGAGUCACCCGGUCAGAACGAUGCGAUGCCCACGGUAGGGGCUGUACCGGGUGGGAUUGUUAUGAUUCCUCCUGAAAUUCCUCCAUGGAUGGAACAGACAGCGUCAUUUUGGGAUGAUGUCUCUUUGGGUCAGCCACCGGUGGACAUACCGACCUCUUGGGACUACGUUUCUACCACAACUACCUCGGAUUUCACUUCCACGCAAACCAUCCACGCUCCUUCCACUCGAGGGCAGUUCUGGAAUCAGACGUCAGCGCCCUACUACAAUCAGCCAUCAACAUCGAUUACCAGGGCCUCGGUUUUUCCAAACACCACGACAACGUUAUCAUCAAGUACUAUCAGCCACUGUCAGCCAUCCGAUCUGACAGCAACUGUCACAAGUUGGGAAGUUGUGCACACAAGUACCAUCACAUGGGUCGGCAAUCCAGCGAAUUACACGCAGCCUUACCCGACGCUUAUUCCGCCUUCCGUCGAGACCGUCCCGCCGUGUAUAGAUCUGGUAACGAAAACAACACCACCUCCUGGGAUUACAUUAUCCACCUGCUUUACCGUCACUGCGAGUGGCUCGGGGACAAGAUCAUGCACAUUGACAGUCAGCACCAAUAGUUGGGGAUACGGUCCUCAGACUUCAACAACUAUCAGGUAUGCACCUACAGUUACCUUCAUCACGACAGACAAGAACCCGGCGGUUCUGUACUCGCCAAUCCAGACCCCCAACUAUGGCGUAACCAACGACAUCACAAAGUCACCUCGGCCUACGGCUGUAAGCGUUGAUCCGGUUGACCCACCAGCGUACAACACGUUCGACAGUAACAACAGCCCGGGCGAGGUAACCAAACCUGUACCCAAGCCAGUUACCGUAGUAGUGAAGCCUACAGAGGUAAUCAUUGGCAGUUCCACGAUCACCGACAAUGCGGCGACCAAGACAUAUACCGUCGUAGUGGGCGGGGAAACCUUCACGGUUGGACCAACCCAGGUAAUAGGAGGUGGUGCUACCGUGACCAGGCCGUUUACAAGUAAAGGAGGAGGAGCACGAGGAGCAGGAGCAGGAGAUAUCAAUUACGCCCCCGUACCCACAAGCACCAAACUCAACGACCUGCCCAUCAUCGUGAGCUCUUCCGUGGCCGUGAUCGGUACCGGGAGUUCCACCUUCACCCUGCCCCUUACGCCCACUGCAGUCGUCGUCGAAGGCCAUACCAUCAGCAUCGGACCCAGCGGAAUUGCCAUCAUCGACCCCAAAGGCAACCCCAUCAUUGCGACCGUCACCCUUCCCCCGCCUCGCGAGCAAACUAUCACCAUCCACCCCGGCUCCAACAAUAACAACAACGAACCCAUAACCACCACCGUCGACGGAGUCUCCAUCACCAUCAUUAGCUCCUCCGUAGCCAUCAUCGGCGCCGGCACCGGCAACUCCAAAUCCACACUCACCUUCCCCGUUUCAGGCUCCUCACCCACCACCAUCACCAUCGACAACAACGGCAGCCAGCAUACCCUCACUCUCGGACCCUCCGGCAUCACCAUUACCGUACCCCUUCCGUCCUACGUUAUCGCCACAGCAUCUUCAGUCAUCACAAUCCAGACCCUCUCCAUGUCUCUUCUCCCUUCAGUGACAUCCAUUUCCCCACCCCCCUCACCAGCAACAGAAGUCGUGGUAGUAGGCGGCUCCUUAGUCACCGCCAUUGGCCGGUCUGUGGUGGUCAUUUACGGGACUACCAUUACUUAUACCACUCUCUCCUCCCCCUUGACGACGGUGGUCACCGAAGGGGGGGAGGAUACCAUUGUUCUCGACCCAUUUGCUGGAAUCUUGAUCACCCACCAUAACCACCCCUAUCCGGACGCAUCAGCAGGAGCAUCAGCAUCAGCAGCAGCAGCAGCAGAGGUGACAGUAACAACCCUAGGCGGCGCGCAUGCUGACCCCUCUGCUACCGAGUUCGCAGUAGUCGGCGGCGCGACGAUUACCAAGGUGGGCGCGUCGGUGGUGGUGGUGGACGGGGUCAGUUAUACCGUUGGUCCUUCUGCGACCUUCACUGGAGGUAAGGAUGGCACAAUAACAAUGAUAACGACGGUGUUGAGUGGUGGCGGACAGACGGUCACUAUUGGGCCGGAAGGGGUGGUGGUGGGGACCAUGACAAUUGAGUAUCCGUUUAAAGGAGGUGACGAAGAGGAUGGGAGUAGUACGACGGUUAUUUUCCCCGGUGGAGGGCCGGAGGCUGCGGGUACGGCGACGGCGACGGCAACGGCCGAUGAUACCUCGGGGUCGGGGUCGGGGUCAGCAAAGGAUGAAAAUGAAGAUGAGGAUGCUGGUACUUCGCUUGAGGUGGUGUGGAGGGUCAUGAUGUUGGGGUUGAGUGUGGCGGGGGCGGUUGGGGUGUUUGGAUUGUAACUGUGAGUAAGUCCUCCCUACAACCCUGUUUUAUUCUUACAAAUCCCGUCUGUAUUCAGUCCGUUUUUUUCA